AUGGCCGAAUUCAAGAGCACGAAUUUCUCGACCUCUUACCUACUCGGCGCCGCCGUCGUCCUGCUCCUGGGCUACAGGAUCGUACAAAGAUUUUCCAUCAAUGCGCGAAUCCGCAAGCUCGGCGCUCGAGCGCCAGUUCGAAAGACGUAUUUCCCAUAUGGCCUCGACAUGGCGUAUGAAGUCAUUACCUUUGCGCUGAAAGAUGAGACAUACGCAAUGUGGGUUGGCAUGUUCCAGAAAUGGUGUGGACCAGGGCGAUACACAAUCGAGGCUGGCAUCGGCGAGCGCGUGCUUCUGACCGCAGACCCAGAGAACAUCAAGGCGAUUCUUGCGACGCAAUUCAAGGACUAUGGCAAGGGAGAGCAGUUUAGGAAAGACUGGCAUACCUUCUUGGGUAACGGUAUUUUCACCACCGAUGGACAACUAUGGCACAACUCACGCCAGCUCAUUCGACCGCAAUUUGUCAAGGAUCGCCUAAGCGAUAUUGACAUCUUCGAACAACAUACCCAAAUCCUCAUCUCUAAAAUCGCUGAGAGUGGAGAGAUUGAUACUCUUGACAUGAUGUUCAGGUAUACAUUGGAUGCAGCUACGCACUUCCUACUUGGCCAGAGUGUAGGAAGUCUGGAUGAACCGAAAACAGUCUUCGCAGAUGCAUUCUAUAACGCUCAGCGUGUACAGAGCUUCGUAGCUAAAGUUGGACCUCUAAACUGGCUUAUCCCGCGAAAGCGCAUGGGAUUCUACGACUCCAUCAAGAUUAUCAACGAUUUCGUAUCCACUUUCAUCGACACAGCCCUCGCACUGUCCCCAGAAGAGCUUGAAAAGAAGACAAACCAUGAUGAAGGCUACACGUUUCUCCACGCCAUCGCAGGCUACACGCGCGACCGAGACAUGCUGCGCGACCAACUUGUCUCUGUUCUCCUAGCAGGCCGCGACACAACAGCCUGCACACUGACAUGGGUAAUCUACCACCUAUCCAUAGACCCGACCAUAACCGCCAAACUGCGUCAAGAAAUCCUCCAAACAGUCGGCCCCGACCGCCAGCCAACCUAUGAGGACUUGAAAAACAUGAAAUAUCUCCAACACAUUUUGAACGAAACCCUUCGUCUGUACCCCGUCGUCCCAUACAACGUACGCAUGGCCCUCAAAGACACGACGCUCCCCACCGGCGGCGGUCCAGACGGCACGCAACCCAUUGGUGUCCUCGCCGGUACACCGAUCGGUUACUCGACCCUCGUUAUGCAACGCCGCGCAGAUUUGUAUCCACCUACUUCCAGAUCUUUCCCUCCUCCCGAUGCUUUCGCGCCCGAUCGAUGGGAUUCAUGGACCCCCAAGAGCUGGACUUAUGUCCCAUUCAACGGGGGACCUAGAAUCUGUAUUGGUCAGCAGUUUGCGCUUACGGAGAUGGGCUAUACGCUCGUGAGACUGUUCCAGCGAUUCGAGUCAGUGGAGAACAGGAUGGGCGGUACGGAACCGGGGAUGCAUGCUGAUAUUGUGCUGCAACCUGCAAAGGAGGUUAGGGUUGCUUUUAAGUAA
Molecule: messenger RNA, 1533 nt
Organism: Alternaria burnsii
Lineage: Eukaryota; Fungi; Ascomycota; Dothideomycetes; Pleosporales; Pleosporaceae
Product: cytochrome p450
Exons: 3
Coding region: 1-1533 (510 amino acids)
Molecular function (GO): oxidoreductase activity, acting on paired donors, with incorporation or reduction of molecular oxygen; iron ion binding; heme binding
Source: RefSeq, a predicted model, not a curated record